AUGACGCCCUCCCAAACCCUCAUUCACCUGGCAGCUCGCGCCGAACAGAGCGGCGUCGUGCCCAACGCGCUGAUCGAGCAGCUCAACGCCAACGGCAGUACCGACAUCAAAAAGGUCGGCAUCACCCUCGUCGCCUUCAUCGGUCUCGGCCUCUUCACCGUGCUUGCUUUCCAGAUCCUCCGCCCCAACAACAAGAUCGUCUAUGCGCCCAAGUACAAGUAUGCCGAAGAUGGCAAGGCUCCCCCCAAGGCCUCCGAGGGCUUCUUUGGCUGGAUCCCGCCCAUCGUCAAGUACAAGGAGCACGACCUCCUCCCUCUCAUCGGCCUCGACGGCGUCACCUUCCUCCGCUUCAUCCGCAUGAUGCGCUGGAUGCUCACCACCCUCGCCGUCCUCAUGUCCGUCGUGCUCAUGCCCGUCGACAUUGCAUACAACGCACGCAACGGCGGCGGCAACCUCGUCACCAACAAGCUCAACUACCUCAACAUGUCCAACGUACACGGCACCUACAUGUGGGCUCACGUCGGCAUGAGCUACGUCGGCACCAUCAUCGCACUCUCCUUCAUCUGGUAUCAUUACCGCGAGAUGGUCCGCCUUCGCUGGUCCUACUUCCGCUCCGAAGAGUACCAGACCAGCUUCCACGCACGUACCCUCAUGCUCACCGACGUCAAAACGCGCUACCAGUCCGACGGCGCGCUCGGCGCCGUGCUCUCGGAGCUCAAGAUGCCCUACCCGACCACCGAGGUCCACAUCGGCCGUCGCGUCGGCGUCCUCCCCGAACUCAUCGAGAAGCACAACGACCUCGUCCGCGACCUCGAGCACGUCCUCGCCAAGUACCUCAAAAAUCCGAAUCAGCUGCCCUCAAAGCGUCCCACCAAGAGGAUCGGCGGCUUCAUGGGCAUCGGCGGCGAACGCGUAGAUGCCAUCGACUACCUCACCAACCAGAUCAACCGCGUCGAGGCCGCCGUCAUGCACCAGCGCGACACCAUCCAGGAAAAGAAGCCCGAGAUGUACGGCUUUGCCUCGCUCGCGGCUGUGCCCUACGCCCAUGCCGCCGCCAAGGUGCUCAAGGGCAAGAAGCCCGGCGGCAUGCGCAUCGCGCUCGCACCGCCGCCCACCGGCAUCAUCUGGAGGAACCUCACCCGCUCGCGUGCCAGUCGCGCAAAGUCGAGCUUCUUCGGCUUCCUCAUGCUUCUCGUUCUCUUCUUUAUGAACAUCUUCCCGCUCAUCAUCGUCUCGCUCCUUUCCAACAUGGCCGCUCUCACCUCCAUCUCGUGGCUUGGCUGGCUCAAGUCCUGGCAGAGCAGCAGCUCCUUCACCUUUGCUGCCGUCUCGGGUCUGGGGGCUCCCAUCAUCAUGGGUAUCGCCUCCUUCUUCUUCCCGCUCGCCAUGCGCAGGAUCGCAAAGUACCGAGGCGUCCAGACGCGCUACAAGCUCGACCGUCUGCUCGUCGGUCAGCUCUUUGGAUUCCUCGUCGUCUCCCAGUUCCUCUUCUUCUCGCUCAUCGGCGUCGUUCUCUCGCUCGUCUCGCAGCUUGUAGUCGAGAUCAACCACAACAGUGCUCUCGCCAUCAUCGAGAAGCUCGGUCGCAACGCCGCCUACGCCACCAAGCAGCAGUACCUCAACCAGUCCAACUACUGGCUCACCUGGCUGCCUCUUCGUGGCUACAUUGCCGUCUUUGACUUGGCACAGGCCAUCAAGCUGCUCCUCGUAUGGUUCCAGAAGGUCUUCUUCGGACGCACCCCUCGCGACGUGCGCGAGUACACCAAGCCGCCCGUGUUCGACUAUUGGAUCUACUACGCCAACUUCCUCUUCAUGGCGGCCGUCGCCAUGAUCUACGCGCCGCUCGCACCGCUCGUCGUCAUCUUUUCCGCCGUCGCCUUCUGGAUGAGCUCGUUCAUCUACAAGUAUCAGCUGAUGUACGUCUUCGUCACCAAACACGAGACCGGCGGCAUGCUCUGGCGACCCGUCAUCAACCGUCUGCUCUUCUGCAUCGGCUUCAUGCAGGUCAUCCUCAUCCUCGCCGUCGUCCUCGACACGCUCAACUACUACCAGGCUAUCGCUGCGCUGCCGCCUAUUCUCAUGCUGAUCGGCUUCAAGAUCUACUGCCGUCGCACCUUCGACGACCGCUUCGACUGGUACAUUCCCAACGAGGCCGAGAUUGCCGCCUCCAAGAUCCACGGCGGCGAUGCGCGCCACAACCGUCUGCAGCGUCGCUUCGGUCACCCGACGCUCAACUCGAAGCUCUUCACACCCAUGGUGCACGCCAAGGUCAAGCACCUGUUGCCCCAGGUGUACAAGGGCCGCCUCGAGACGGGCGUGGCGAUGGUCGAUGGUCGCAAGGUCGAGACCGAUCAGGUGGCCGGCGGUCUCAAGAUCGCCGCGAUCGAAGAAGACCAGCUGGAAUACGAUCCUUCCAAGGAUUCGGACGCGCGCUCCGUCAUGUCUGGCACCACGCUUGGUGGCAUGUCGAUGGCUCGCGGCGGUGUGGGCGUCGGUACUCCCGGCAGCAUGGGCCCACCUCGCGGCGAGUACUUCAAAGACCAGUACGCCAAUUAUAUGGCCGGCGGACCGAUGCACGGCGGCGAGGAGUUUGAGAUGUCGAACGUCGCCGCGCGCGACAGCCGCGACAACCUUCUCGAGAAGCGUCAGAACAGCCUGUACAGCGAGUCGCUCGAAGACACGCUUACAGGCACGCCCUACGGUGGCAAGUCGUCGCCCGAGGCCGGCAUGGGUGCGCACGGACAGUACAACAGCUACUCGGUGCAGUCGACGCCUGGCUACGAGGCUGGCAUGCCCCAGCAGCCAGGCUACGUGGACCCAUACGGCCAGAACGCGCAGUCGUACGCGCCUCGCAUGGGCGUCCACCACAGCGCCCAGGGCAGCCAGACGAGCCUGGGCUCGUACGGCAACAUGCUGUACGGCAGCAACGGCGGUGCGCCUGCUGCCGGGUAUGGCUCGCCGGGACCCCAGGCGGCAUAUGGCGGCGCUCGAGCACCCACGCCGGGCGAGGCUCAGCAGAUCUCUCCCGGCACGGUGAUCGCGCCCACGCCGAACCAGUACCAGGCCGGCGGCUACACGACCUCGCCGCCGCAUCUGCAGCAGCCGCAGCGAUUCAUGGGCUCGCCACAACGGCAGGCGUCCGGCGACUAUCCAUACCAGCCCACAGGCAACUAUGCGCCAGGACAGCAUGCGCCAGCGUAUGCGCAGUCGCCGCCGCAGGUGACCAUGCACGCUGCAGGCCGCCAGCCUCAGCCUCAGGCGCACGCCCAGCACCCAAGCGCCGGCAGCUACUAUGCGCCAUCGCACGGCUCGCAGCCCGGAUCGGGCCAGCCACGCGGUGGUCUGUACGGAUACCAGCGCUAG
Molecule: messenger RNA, 3363 nt
Organism: Moesziomyces antarcticus
Lineage: Eukaryota; Fungi; Basidiomycota; Ustilaginomycetes; Ustilaginales; Ustilaginaceae
Product: DUF221-domain-containing protein
Exons: 1
Coding region: 1-3363 (1120 amino acids)
Cellular component (GO): plasma membrane
Molecular function (GO): calcium-activated cation channel activity
Source: RefSeq, a predicted model, not a curated record